UUUUUCUCUGUGCAUGCAAAUCGAGUUAGAAGUGCUUUUCGCACUCGAUUUUCCCUAUUCCUCUAGGCAGAAAUAAUAUUCGAGGCUUAGAACUGAUUUGAUUUAGUCGGAUGUUUCCGACGUAGUGGAAACGUGAUCGAGAGAAAACGCGAGCGAUAAAAAGAGCGAUCGGAAAAAUAGAUGCCAUUAAAGGAGCGCGCGCGCACCGCUUCGACCGAUCGAACGACCGCCGGCCGCGGUGGAGGGGUCGUCGCCGCGGAAAAUCAACUCUCUUCUUGGCAGAAACGGAAUGGCCAGCCCACGGGUGGCAGCGUCGCCGGCGGCACGAUAGACUCUUCCGCUUUUUUGACAGAUGCGAGCGUCAGUGCCGCGUGACGCGUCGAGUGAGAAAAUCGAUACUGUUUACGACAGACAUUCGCGGAUUAAGAAGAUUUCGGCGAAUAUAAAAACAACUGAACAAAAUUACGCAGUACGAGUUUCCAGGUGACCUAGUGACACUGUGACACGUGAGGAAGGAUGUUCAAUUCGAUACUGCUGCUUUGGGCGUUGGUCGGUCUAAUUGGCCGAGUGCAUGGCAAAUGCAGCUUAGCCCCGAUCGCCGACAACGAACGGUCGAUCGCCUACGUGUGUAUCCACGGCGACCUGAGCGAUCUCGACGAACUGUCCGACGAGGCCGAGUGGAUCGAGUUCUCGGUGUCGCGCUUCAACGUGAUCCCUAACGAUGCGUUUCUCCGAUUCCCGAAUCUCCGUCGCUUGUCGUUCUACAAUUGUCACGUGAACGUCAUCGAACCCGCCGCGUUUCGCGGCCUGCAUCGACUCGACUGGCUGACAUUCCACGGCACGAGGAUCCACGCGGCAAGAGCCGCGUGGUUCCGCCACCUACCGAAUCUCAGACGAUUGAUCUUGGACAGAUGUGGUUUGGUGCACAUCGAGCCCGAUGUUUUCCGUACAUUACCGCGAGUGGAGAUUCUAGAUCUGCGCGAUAAUGACCUCGAUUGUCUCUCGGUGGAGGAGCUGUCGCAUCUGACGAUGCUCAGGACCGUGCGCAUCGAUGGCAACCCGUGGUUAUGCGAGUGUCGACUGAGAAUGGAGAAGUUUUUCCACGACAGAUCGAUCGUUCAGGAGGUCGAAUGCCGAGUUCGACCGAAGAUUUGCACCGUGUACAAAAUUCCGCAAUGCAUGACGCAGAUCGACAUCCCGCUCCCAUCUCCGAUGAUAACCAUCGAGCCGAUAAGCAGUCACGAGGAACGUCCCAGUAAUCGCUUCCAGACGAGCGCGCUGACGUCGCUGGACCGCCUCCCAGACACGACCACUUGGCUGGAGAUCACGGGGUUGGAGAUCGAUCGUAUACCCGCGUACGCGUUCUUCCGCUUCGGCAACAGCCUCCGCGGCCUGGAACUUCGCGAUUGCUCGAUCGGGGCGAUCGAGCCGGGUGCGUUUGCCGGUCUACAUCAGCUGCAACGGCUGACACUCGUCGACAACCGGCUGCCCGCCGUCGCCGCUCAUUGGUUCGACGAUCUCGUCGCGCUGCGCCGAUUGGUGCUCGCCCGCAACGGCAUCACGCGCGUCGAGACAGGCGCGUUCCGUCCAUUGGCCGGCAGCCUGCGCCAUCUGGACGUGCGAUACAAUCGACUGCGCUGCCUGUCGGUCAACGAGCUGGCGCACCUGGAGCACCUUAAGCGGCUCGACGCCAUCGGUAAUCCGUGGUACUGCGAGUGCCACAGGAAUCUGCAAAAGUUCCUUGUCGAUCAUAAUGUGGGAUUCGAGAUUACCGAUAGGUGCUACGACGAGGACGAAAUCAUCGUCGAGCCGACCGAUGGGGAGCAGCAUCCACACAUCGAGACAACUACCGGCCAGGUGCGCUGGAUCUCCUUCGAUCAAACUCUGUAUGACAAAAAUAUAACCAUAGUAAGACCAACGAUCGAGAUAUCCACGGAGAAACCGCCGUUUCACAGAGGUACUUGCACGCAAGAUAGGACGCAAACAUCGCAGCAAGUUUUUACUUGCAGCGGCAUUAUCUCGCUGAAGGAAUUAGACGUUAUACCUGAUUCAGCCCACACUAUCCGCAUCACCCUUUCGACCCUGAAGACGAUCCCGACUCGAGCGUUCGCCCGCUUCAACGGCUGGCUGUCCAGGCUGGAAUUACGCGACUGCGAUAUCGAAACGAUCGAUUAUCGCGCCUUCAUCGAUUUGUACAACUUAAACUACCUGUCGUUGCAUAACAAUCAAUUGAAAUCGGUGACAUCCGAAGCGUUGGAAGGCCUGACGAAUCUGCGACACUUGGAUCUCUCGCGAAAUCACAUUUACCGGAUCACCAACGAGGUGUUUGAUAUAUUGCCGCGAUUGUAUAGCCUCGACAUCUCCGAGAACAACAUGAACUGCUUCGGCGUGGAACAUAUGGCAGAUAAAGCGCCGCAUCUAUAUUCUCUCAAGGUGUCGGGCAAUCCGUGGAGUUGCCUGUGCGGUUCCAAGCUGGUCAGUUUCUUGGAUUCCCGUAGGAUACCGUACAAUCGUGAGACUCUGAUCAACGCGGACGAUUGCUACAUCACCGGAAUGCCUGGAAUCCCACCCACAACGACGGUGACCACCUCGAAAACGACCACGACCGAGCCACCCUCGAUAGAUAUUUACGACGAGAAAAUUCAGGGUUCUUGCACCAAACUUCUCGACUCCCCGCAACCGCGGUAUCGUUGCGUCGGCGGCAAUCUGUCAUUGCUGAAGAGUAUAUCGCACAAUGCUGUCGCCAUCGAGUUCCACGAGGGACAUCUUCCUCGUCUUCCAGUCGGCUCUCUUUACAAUUUUCGAAAAUUGCAGGAACUCAUCAUCAGGAACAGCGACCUCAGGACAAUCGAGCCCGGCGCUUUCAGGGGUCUAGACUCCCUAGAGCGGCUCACCAUCCAGGAUAAUCCGUUGACGUCGAUCGAGGCGGAGUGGUUCAACAUAGAGAAUCUCGAGCGAUUGGAUUUGCGCGGUAACUCGAUCCGCUACAUCGCGCCAGGCGCCUUUCAUUACUUGAACAAGCUUGUCUACUUGAAUCUCGAGGGCAACGAUCUGCACUGCAUCUUCACCAGCGAUUUGCAGAGCAUGCAGCAUCUGCACAUCGUCGAAUUCGCCGGCAAUCCGCUCAAGUGGCGUUGCCGCAUGGAUCUGGAGCAGUUUCUCGAAACGCGGAAGAUCAAAUUCGUCCGGGUGGAGAACUCAUGCGAGGGUAAGAAGAUCAUGAGGAACCUUUUGUACGAGAAUCGGACCGCCGAGUCUCUGGAAUGCCCACCUGGCUGCUCGUCAGCGAACAAAAUCGAGCGGGGAAAGAGUUUAACAUUGUUUAUAACGUUUACAUUAUUCUUCACAAUAAUGAAUGCAUUAACUCCUUUCGCGUAAAGGUAAGAAUUUUAAGUGUAAAAUAGCCUUCGAAAUAUAUUAGAGUCCUCCGAUUUAUGGCGAUUAUUUUCACCAUAAUAUUCCACAAUCUUUUUUAAACUCGUACUGAUGCAAAAUACUUAGAAGAAAAUUAGUUUGCAAUAUUUAUUGAUAGUUUUUUUUUAUACGAAAAGAGGUAAAUAGUAAAAUAAUUAGAUCUUCAAGAUUUCGUAAAGUACAGUUAAAAAUAUAAUGUAAAAAUGAAUUAUGGAAUAAUUAAUUUUUCAUCACAAUAAAAAGAGUGAUUAAAGACUUUUUAAAUUAAUUUAUAUUUGUUAUUUACAAAUGUGGCUAUAAUUAUAUCUAGAAUAUUUAGCUAAUAAAAAAGAAACAUAUUCGAUCUUAUUCUGCUAUAAAUUGAAAAUUACGCGCUGAGUAAUUUAUCAAACCAAGAAAUGUUUUGAUAGUAUAUGCACAUGGAAUGAAGAAGUUGGCGAUUGAUAAAGUUUCUUGAAAGGAAAGUAUUUUUACAAGAAAGUAGAGAGAGAUUGAAAUGUGGUAUUGUUAAUGUUGUCAAUGCAAUGUGUUCAUACAUGAAAACGCUUAAACUAAUAAAUAUAUAUAUAUUUAUUUAAUGCGCGAAUGCACAUAUAUUUAAAUUUAAUCUUUCUAGAAUCUCUUUAAUAUUGUAUAUUGGAUAUAAUACCGUACGUAGGAUAACGCUUCUCGAUCUCUAGUUAGAUUGUUAGAUUGCUUAGACUGUUAAUACUUGUUUGUCGCAUAUGACACGGUUUGAUUGGAGUUGUUGUUAUUAAAUGCAUCACGAUGAGAAUAUAUAAUAUAAAACAUCAA
Camponotus floridanus (Florida carpenter ant) is the source of this 4209-nucleotide messenger RNA. Its product is annotated as slit homolog 1 protein. The coding region runs from base 517 to 3378 and encodes 953 amino acids. Lineage: Eukaryota; Metazoa; Arthropoda; Insecta; Hymenoptera; Formicidae. The record is from RefSeq and is a predicted model, not a curated record. Gene Ontology annotation, cellular component: extracellular matrix. The transcript is spliced from 6 exons. Gene Ontology annotation, molecular function: protein binding.